ACAUCUGUGGUUUGGGGACGUGCUGGGGUCUGAGUUCUCAUGGUGUGACUGUGUUGGUAUCUGUGUUUCACCAAUGACCGACUCAUGCUGCAGUUAAAACUGGCCGUUGACAGGGUGGGCAUUCCCGAGAAACUAACGCCGGGGAAGAUCGACGCUAUCUCUGUGGACUUGUAGUUUUUUAAUUUGCCUCUUCCAAGGGCUUAAUGUUUCCUGCGAAGUGGGAGGAUAAAACAUCAGAAUCACGUUUAAUUCGAGCAGCGGCCUGUCAAAAUUUAUAUUUGAUUUUCUUUUUUGUUGCUUCGAAUUGGUUUGAAUCAAGGAAAUCCGUUGUAGGAGGAGGCGGCGUGUGACGUGGCGCAGCAAUUGACAUGGAGCACGGGGAGGAAAUAGGAAAGGAUGCCCCCAAGGCAUGGUAUGUUGUCAAGACAAUGGAUGAAUGGACACCACGCAACAGUUGCCAGACAGAAAUGUUCCCUCCCAGUUGGGGAACACUUCAGUGGUCAAGAAUAUUCAGCCUCCGAUCUUUGGACAUGGACGUUAUGAAACCUCUAAUAGAAGUGACUCAUAGUUCUGAAGGUAUAUCAGAUGAAGAACAAGAAACUGAAUUAACAGACUUACAAUUACGACAACCUGGCGAUGAAGAGGGAAUCUCGUUUACCCAGACAUUGAUUCAUUUGCUGAAAGGAAACAUUGGAACUGGGCUUCUAGGUUUGCCACUUGCAGUCAAAAAUGCAGGUCUUAUGCUAGGACCGGUCAGUCUUGUGCUCAUGGGCAUUGUGGCAAUUCAUUGUAUGCAGGUUGUAGUCCGCUGUAGUCAUCACUUCUGUCAAAGAUUUCAAAAGCAAGGCCUGAGUUAUGGUGACACAGUCACAUUUGCUUUGGAACAAGGACCACUCUUAUAUCUUCGAAACAAGGCUUCAUGGGGAAGGGUGACUGUUGAGUUCUUCCUCGUCAUUACACAACUGGGAUUUUGCUCAGUUUAUUUUGUUUUCCUUGCUGCUAACGUGAAACAGGUGGUAGAAGGAUUUCUGAAGAAUCAUACACGUUACAAUGAUUCGAACGUUACCGGCAGUCCAGCUGAUGAAUGGAACAUUGAUGCAAGGAUAUACAUGCUCAGCUUGCUUCCUUUUUUGAUCUUCUUUGUUUUUAUUCGUGAUCUCAAGUACCUUGCAGUAUUCUCUUUUUUGGCAAAUCUCUCAAUGGCUGCCAGUCUUGUUAUCAUCUAUCAAUAUAUUAUUACGGACAUACCUCAUCUAAGGAAGCUUCCUUUGGCUGCCAGUUGGAGAAAGUAUCCGCUUUUCUUUGGCUCUGCAAUAUUUGCUUUCGAAGGAAUAGGGUUGGUUCUUCCUUUAGAAAAUAAAAUGAAGCAAAGAAAACGUUUUCCACGAGCACUAAACAUCGGAAUGGGCAUUGUCACAGCUCUAUAUGUUUCUUUGGCUACUCUUGGGUAUCUACACUUCGGUGAUAACGUUCAGGGCAGCAUCACGUUAAACCUUCCACAACACAUGUGGUAUAGUAAGGGAUGACGUCAUCCUUUUGUGAAGUGGCCUUUGGAACAUCCUGCAAUUGAGAUGACGUCUUCCUACCUGCGUCCCUCCUCUUCCUCUGCUGCUCCCUUCUCAGGCAAGAUGAUAGUGUCUUCUUCUGGGUAUCAGCGAUCGAUUGGGAUGUAGAAUGUGUGGAUUGCCACACAUCUUUUUGGAUUGCCAGCAUUUUGGAAGCAUUUUUAUUUUGAAGACUGUUGAAUAAGACAUUGAACAAACAUCUGUUGACUAAGUCUGAAUGUAGAUAGAAGUGGAACGGAAAAGUGUUUUUGAACCUAAUACAUAGUGUUACAGGCACCCACUUCAAGUCAGUUUACAUGAUGGCAUUAAGGUCAACUGUUUAGACUGUUCAUCAUACCAUCUUAAUGGGAAAGUAGCAGUGACAAACCUGAAAUGUUCAUAGAUAUGCUUUCCUCAUUCCUUGAUCAAUUGAAAAUUGAUGGUUACUUGUACUAUGUUGUCUGACGAUGUGGUGUUUUCUGCCUAUUCCUUGAAAUUUAAUUUACACUUGCGUCCCCAUUAGGUAGCAAAGGCAUUUAAAGUCUUGCCGUCAUCUAUGUCCCAGCUUAUUUUUUAAAAGUUUUUUUCUCCCCACUACAAUGUGGCAUUAGUUGCCCAGGAACUGCAUGUAAUAGACAUUUUAAGCAUGUGCAACUUCCCUCCAAGCCGCGCAUCAUCCUGACUUGGAACUGUGUUGUCAUUCCUUCACUGUUGAGAGAUAAGAUCCUAAAACUUUCUUUUUAGCAGCACCUUGGGUAUAUCUAUGUCAGAUGGGCAGUAGCAGUUUAUGAAGGCAGCUUCUUGCGUGCAAUUAGGUGUGUACACCAAAUGGCUGGCUAUGUCAGUGCUGCCCAAAUCCCAUGAAAGAAUAAAAAGCUAUUUAAGUAUGAAGCUCUUGAUCUUUAGUUAUGUUUUCAGACAUUGUUGAUUUGUGUCUCAGGUAAUUAUGACUUAAAUAAACUUCAAGCAAAAAGAGCACUACUUUAGAUGUUCCCUAAAUUGGUUUCAAGUCAACUUCCUGAGGACAACGUGGAAACCUAUUGAUUUAGGUGACCUUUGCAAUACACUGUUGUUGUCGUCCGAAAUGGAGCUGGAAUGUUGGCAACUACAAAUGAGUCAUUACCCCUGCCUUUGGAGCAAUGAUGUUGCUCUGCCCUUCUGAAGGUAGAAAUGCACCUGUUGACAACUGAUUGCUGCCUGACCACAAGACAAGACAGUAGCUCAGAAGGAAGGCCACAAACAUGCUUUGCAGACAGUAGACUGCGUAAAUAGAAUUUCACAGUUAAGAUUAUAUUGAUUUUAGACUGUUCCUAGACAUUAGUUUUGAAAUUGGAUAUAUCAUUGUUUCAUUAUUUUAUCCUGCAGUUGAGAGACGUUUAACUUUGAGGUUAGUUUAGUGGACUAAAAUCUUUUUAGUUCUAUGCUUUUAUGUGUGAUAUUUUCAUUGGGCUCUGACAACUUCAUUCAAGACAUCCAGCUGUAACAACAUAUGGUAUUAUACAGAAUCUGGGAUUUAACUAGACACAGGUAAAUUAACAAAAUUCUCUUCAGUAACAUACAAAACAAAUAUUUUCACUUAUUUUAAAGUAUUAUGAUUUUUCCUCUACGGUAGAGUACACAGUGAUUCAGCUUUGUGUUUAACCCAAGAUAAUUAUCUUGCUCAAUUAUUUUCUGGAAACAAAUUCAUGAAA
Stegostoma tigrinum is the source of this 3235-nucleotide messenger RNA. RefSeq names its product neutral amino acid uniporter 4-like. The transcript is spliced from 11 exons. Gene Ontology annotation, cellular component: vacuolar membrane. The record is from RefSeq and is a predicted model, not a curated record. The coding region runs from base 369 to 1526 and encodes 385 amino acids. Gene Ontology annotation, biological process: amino acid transmembrane transport; L-alanine transport. Gene Ontology annotation, molecular function: L-proline transmembrane transporter activity; L-alanine transmembrane transporter activity. NCBI's taxonomy places the organism in Eukaryota, Metazoa, Chordata, Chondrichthyes, Orectolobiformes, Stegostomatidae.